This is a messenger RNA of Pneumocystis jirovecii RU7, 840 nucleotides long. RefSeq lists its product as uncharacterized. The transcript has 3 exons. The coding region runs from base 1 to 840 and encodes 279 amino acids. NCBI's taxonomy places the organism in Eukaryota, Fungi, Ascomycota, Pneumocystomycetes, Pneumocystales, Pneumocystaceae. Gene Ontology annotation, biological process: DNA replication. Gene Ontology annotation, molecular function: DNA binding. The record is from RefSeq and is a predicted model, not a curated record. Gene Ontology annotation, cellular component: nuclear origin of replication recognition complex.
AUGUUUAAUCUUGAAGAAAUAGUGUAUCAAAUACUUCCAACACUCGAACAACCUUAUCCUAGUGUGCUUUUGAAUACUAUAGAUCAGUUGGUUCAAUGGUCAUAUCAGAAAGAGAUGAUAUUAAAGCCUAAAGAAGAGCCUGCACGGCUUCGACUGUGUGCACAUGUUGCCUAUGAGAGAUUAUCGAAAAAAUUGUCACUUCCAGCCUUAUCUAUGGAAAAACUUCCAUUGCCAAUAAAAAAAUAUGAGAUUCUUUUAGAUCGGUUUCGUCAUGAAUUACCAGAAAGAUUAAAAAGAAAAGCAUCUUGUGAGUUUGAUGGAGAUGAUAAAGGUCUAUCUUUAUGUAUAGAAAUGAUUUAUGAGCUUUGCAAUAAGAUGAAGAUUCAAUUGCAAACAAAAUAUUUUGUAAAUGCUUUAAAGGCAUGUUACAGUAGGUAUUCUGAAGUGCAUCAAAAGAAAAAGCUUGCAGCUGUUGUAUUUAUACUAGUUUUACAGCGUUUACGAGGAGAACAUAUGAUAAAUCGGGAAGAAAAAGAACAAGUUUUAUCACUGUUUGGUAUACGUGAUAUGAAACAGGCAGAAUUGAAGAGAUGGAAUGAUUUAAUCAAGCAAGAUAGUAUUGAAUAUGGAUGGAUGGAUGCCAUUUUUCAGGAAAAAAAUGGUCAAUUAAUAGAAGUAGAACCAGCGACUGAGGCUGAGUCACAAUCUCAGGCAAUCAGUGGUGUAGGAAUGAUGAUUUAUCCUCAGGUUGAUUUUUAUGGAGAUAAACAUUAUUCAGAAUAUUUGAAGUGGAAAGAAGAUAUUUUAGCAAAAGUAUUGCUAAAAAAGUCAAAAAGUUAA